Thelazia callipaeda (thelaziosis nematode) is the source of this 2910-nucleotide messenger RNA. NCBI's taxonomy places the organism in Eukaryota, Metazoa, Nematoda, Chromadorea, Rhabditida, Thelaziidae. The record is from the annotation of a GenBank genome assembly.
AUGUACACACUUAUUGUUGGCCGAAUACUUCCUCGUCGUGUUACAUACUCAGGGUAUGGCUGCUUUGCAGAUCGUCACAUUGGACCAUCAGAAGUCGAGAAGCAGCUCAUGCUUGAUUAUCUCGGCUUUAGGGAUUUGAACUGUCUGACGCAGAGGGCUGUUCCCGAUGCGAUUCGUUUGCAACGACCUUUAGACCUACCUACCGCAGUUAAUGAAGCUCGAAUGUUGAAAGAGCUUAAAACGUUAGCGAAUCGUAAUAAAAUUUUCAAUUCAUAUAUUGGAAUGGGUUACUACGAUUGCAUUGUACCUUCUGUUAUUAGACGUAACAUGUUGGAAAAUGCUGGAUGGUUGACUCAGUAUACACCAUAUCAACCAGAAAUAGCACAAGGUCGCUUAGAAUGUUUGAUGAAUUUUCAAACAAUGAUAAGUGAUUUGACAGGAUUGGCUAUCUCAAAUGCUUCAUUGCUUGAUGAGAGUACAGCUUGCUCUGAAGCUAUGACAUUAGCUGUACGCUUCACCAAGCGCAACAAAAUACUCAUUGACCCCUUACUGCAUCCGCAAAAUAUUGCUGUAAUUGAGACACACGCCCAACCUCUAGAAAUUGAUAUUGGUGUAUUAAACAUAACAAAUCCGAACUUUGAUCAUCAAGUAGGCGGUAUAAUUAUACAGUAUCCAAACACAGAAGGUGAAAUUUCGCUACUGGAUGAUGUAAUCAACAAAGCACACGAGAAUAAGAGUCUCGUUAUCCUCGUUUGCGAUCUCUUAUCAUUAACGUUGCUUCGUUCUCCGGGAGAGCUUGACGCAGAUGUGGCAGUUGGUAGUUCACAGCGAUUUGGUGUACCGUUGGGAUUUGGUGGUCCUCAUGCUGGUUUCAUGGCGGUCAAAAAAAAUGAUGAACAAUUUUCCCUAGUCCGCCAAAUGCCUGGUCGUAUUGUUGGCCUAAGCAAAGAUGUAAAUGGAGAAUCUGCGUAUCGCUUGUCUUUACAAACUCGUGAACAGCAUAUUAAACGUGAUAAAGCUACGUCAAAUAUAUGUACUGCGCAAGCUUUAUUAGCCAAUAUGUCCGCCAUGUAUGCAAUAUAUCAUGGGCCGAAACGUCUAACAACUAUUGCUCAAACAGUUCACAAAAAUACCGCGUAUUUAGCUCAGCAACUGAAAAACGUGGGAAUUACUGUAGUACAUAAGGAUUUCUUUGAUACUCUCAAAAUUGCUGUCCACGACGUGAAUGAGAUCAAAAAGAAAAGUAUUAAUAAAAUGUUGAAUGUACGGUAUUAUAAUGAUUCUAAGCAUAUUGGCGUAUCACUUGAUGAAACGACAGGUGCUGAAGAACUUGCCGAUCUAUUACAUAUUUUUGGGAUUGAAAAAUGCCCGGUAGAAAUAAACAUUGGAAUACGGGAUUGUACUGGGCCUUUAAUUGGAAAUACGGUGUACGGUAGACGAACUGAUUUCCUUACUCAUCCAGUUUUUAAUUCAUAUCAUAGUGAAACUCUUUUACUUCGAUAUAUGAAGAAAUUAGAAAACAAAGAUGUUUCUCUAGUGCAUUCCAUGAUACCACUUGGAUCGUGUACCAUGAAGUUGAACGGAAGCGCUGAACUUUCUUCGAUCACAUGGCCUGAAUUUAUGAAUUUACAUCCAUUUGCGCCAAGAGAUCAAUGGAAAGGUUAUGCUGCAAUUUUCGAUCAAGUAGAAAAAUGGUUAUGUGAAAUUACUGGUUACGAUAAAGUGUCACUUCAACCCAAUAGUGGUGCUAAUGGUGAGUUUACUGGUCUUUUGGCGAUUCGUAAAUAUUUACAAUCAAUUGGUCAAGGUCAGCGAGAUGUAUGUCUGAUACCGAUAUCAGCUCAUGGCACUAAUCCAGCAUCUGCAAAAAUGGCAAACAUGCGUGUCGUUGUAGUAGACUCAGAUCGACAUGGUAAUAUUAGUUUCAAGGAUCUGAGCUCAAAGGUUGAAAAAUAUAAAAAUGAAUUGGCAGCAAUUAUGAUAACUUACCCAUCGACACAUGGUGUUUUUGAAUCGUCAAUCGUUGACGUAUGUGCUAAAAUUCAUGAAAAUGGUGGACAAGUCUAUUUAGAUGGCGCAAAUUUGAAUGCUCAAGUAGGUUUAUGUCGUCCGGGUGACUAUGGUAGUGAUGUUUCACAUUUAAAUCUGCAUAAAACUUUCGCCAUUCCUCAUGGUGGUGGAGGUCCAGGUGUUGGCCCAGUAGGAGUGAAAUCACAUUUGGCUCCGUUCCUUCCUGGUCACUGUGUAGUACCUAUUGAUGAUCGAAAAACAGGUGCAGUAAGUGCAGCACCAUAUGGUUCAAGCAGCAUUAUUCCGAUCACAUGGGCAUAUAUUCGCAUGAUGUCUAAUACUGGUCUUAAGGAAGCUUCACAAAUCGCUGUCCUGAAUGCUAAUUAUAUGGCAAAGCGACUAGAAACUGCGUAUCAAAUCGUUUUUAAGGGUGAACAAGGUUUAGUAGCGCACGAAUUUAUUAUUAAUUGCAAAAAUUUUAAAAAAACAGCAGGUAUAGAAGUGAUUGACAUUGCUAAGCGGCUUAUGGAUUAUGGAUUUCAUUCACCAACAAUGUCUUUCCCUGUUCAUGAUUGUCUUAUGAUUGAGCCAACAGAAAGCGAAGAUAAAGGUGAAAUGGAUCGUUUCAUCGACUCUUUAAUAUCAAUUCGUGAAGAAAUUUCGCUAAUUGAACAGGGCAAAAUGGACAGAAAUAUUAAUCCUCUUAAGAUGGCACCACAUACCAUAUCUGUUUUAACGGCUACCGAUUGGAACCGACCAUAUUCUCGCAAAGUGGCCGGAUUCCCAAAGCCUUGGUGUGCACACAAAGUAUGGCCAUCGAUUGGGCGAAUUGAUGACCAGUAUGGUGAUAGACAUUUAAUUUGCUCUUGUCCAUCGACGGAAACAUAUGCUAACGAGUAA